Papaver somniferum (opium poppy) is the source of this 1467-nucleotide messenger RNA. RefSeq lists its product as uncharacterized. Lineage: Eukaryota; Viridiplantae; Streptophyta; Magnoliopsida; Ranunculales; Papaveraceae. The record is from RefSeq and is a predicted model, not a curated record. The transcript has 4 exons. Bases 1 to 1467 code for a protein of 488 amino acids.
AUGUUGGAUACAUUACCAAGCUACGAAGAAAUUAAGAAUAUCAUUUUUCAAAUGAAUCCAGAAAGUUCUGCUGGUCCUGAUAGUUUUUCUGGUAUUUUCUACAGAACUUGUUGGGAAAUUAUUUGUACUGAUUUAGUGGCAGCAAUUCAAUUUUGUUGGAAAAGGAGAUUCAUACCAAGAGGACUGAACUCUAAUUUCCUUGUUCUUCUUCCUAAAUGUCAAGGAGCAAAAAAGGCAAACCAAUUUAGACCAAUUGGUUUAAGCAAUGUGCUUUUUAAAAUCUUCACUAAAAUCAUUACGGUAAGGAUGAAUAGUCUUCUUGUGAAGUUGAUACCUCCACAAAAAGCAGCUUACAACAAAGGUAGGAGUAUUCGUGAGCAAAUUCUGCUUGCCUCUGAGACGGUAAAUGAAGUGAAAAGAAAAAGAAGAGGAGGUAAUGUAGCUUUCAAACUUGAUAUCUAUCAAGCCUAUGACUCUUUAUGGUUAAUGGUGGACCGUGGAUUUUUUUCAAUGGAAAGAGGCUUAAAACAGGGUGAUCCAUUAUCAGCACUUCUUUUUGUUUUGAUGGAAGAUGUUCUUAGCAGAAACAUUUCUCAGUUAGUGAAUCAAGAUAAGAAAUCUUUAAACAGUUUAUUCACAUUGCCUGAUGAAUAUCAAGCUAGUUCAGGUCAACUAAUCAAUAAGGACAAAAGAGUAAUUUUAGCUCCUGGAAGAGUAACUUCAGCAAUGAUCUGGCAUGUGGUAGAAAUGAUUCAACACAGACUAGCUAAAUGGAAAGGAAGAUUGUUAUCUUUUGCUGAAAGAUUAGUACUUUUCAAAUCAGUGUUAUGUAGUAUUCCACUAUACAAUAUGACUGUUUAUAGAUUGCCUGCUUCAGUCAUUAAAAUUUUUGAAAAACUUAUUAGGAAUUUUCUAUGGCCUGGCAACAGUGAAGUUAGAAAAUUCAAAACAUUAUCUUGGAAGAAGGUUUGCACUCCAUACAAUGAAGGAGGUCUUGGUAUUAGAAGAUUGGAAAUUAUUAAAAAGGCUUUUAUUAUGAAAAUAAUGUGGAAAAUGGUAAAUUCUCAAGGGCAAUGGGCUCUCUUCUUUGCAGCUAAAUUGAAGAAUAAACAAGGUCAGUGGUUUGAAAAAUGGAAACCAUCUUCUGUUUAUUCAGGACUUAAAUGGGCUUGGUCAUCUCUGAAAGAUGAUAUUAAGUGGAAUGUUGGUGAUGGUGCUGGGAUUACAGUAUGGUUUGAUUCAUGGUAUGAAACAUAUCCCAUGAUAAAUGAAAUUGGAUAUUCUGAUAUCGUUAAAAACAAUCUGCAUAUGGAAGUAAAGGAUAUGAUAAAAGGCAAUCAAUGGGAAAUUCCCAUUGAAUUGCAAUCUGUUUUUCUCAUUAGAAACUUGCCUGCAAUUGAUGGUGGAGCUGACAACAUAACAUGGAAUGGAAGUACAAAUGGGUAUUUACUACAUCAAUGGCAGUAG